CAGCACAUUCACAGAGUGGGACAGAGACAGUAACAGUGUGUAAAAGAGCAGGAGAUUUAAUAUCUUUCUGAAGUGGAGUUGGUGUGAAUAUCUAUGAGUGUGAACUCAGGAUGAAGAUCCUCCUCAUCUUCACCCUCUGCCUGAUCGCAGAUGGAGGAGCCUCCAAGGAAGUAACAGGAUAUGCAGGAGGAGGAGUCCUUAUCAAGUGCGAGUAUAGUGCAGAGUACACAGAAAACCUAAAAUAUUUCUGUAAGGGUUCAGGACUAGGCUGUAAUUACCAAAUAAACACAGGAGCUAAAAACAUGUGGAUAAAUUCAGGAAGAUUCUCACUGUUUGAUGACACCAAAUCAGCAGAGUUCUGGGUGAUGAUCAGAGAGCUCACUGUACAGGACACUGGGACAUACCAGUGUGGAGUUUAUAGAGGUUUGGUGUUAGACAUUUUCACACCAGUGGAACUGAAGGUAAAGAAAGGUGAGUCUCCCACCACUGCCUUCUGUUUAUCUUGCUGAACAUUCAGCAUCAGUAGCAUUAGCUAAACUGAAAGUACGAACAGUAGGAAGGGAUCAAAUUGUUAUAUAAUGCUUGUUUACACUUUCUGAGCACUUUAUUAGGAACACUUGUACACCUACUCAUUCAAGCAAUUAUCUAGUCAGCCAAUCAUGUGGCAGCACAAUGCAUAAAAAUCAGGUAGAUACAGGCAAGCAGCUUUGGGUAAUGUUCACAUCAACCAUCAGAAUGGGGAAAAAUGUGAUCUCAGUGAGUUUGAUCAUGGCAUGAUUGUUGGUGCCAAACAGGCUGGUUUGAGUAUUUCUUUAACUGCUGAUCUCCUGGGAUUUUCACACACAGCAGUCUCUAGAGUUAACUCAGAACGCUGUGGUAACACUUUACCACCAAUUAUAUAAUUGUUUAUAUGAUUUGCUAUAUGCAGCUGCAUAUUCUUAUAGACCAUGUUUGAUUUAGUUUAGCCAUAAGUGUUAAUUAAUAUAUUAACUAACAAGCAUGUACUAACAUGUACUUAAGGUGGUAGUUAUUCACGCGUGAAUUCACAAGACUCACAUCAUAGUUAAGGUUAGCG
Molecule: messenger RNA, 1075 nt
Organism: Pangasianodon hypophthalmus (striped catfish)
Lineage: Eukaryota; Metazoa; Chordata; Actinopteri; Siluriformes; Pangasiidae
Product: CMRF35-like molecule 9
Exons: 2
Coding region: 111-509 (132 amino acids)
Source: RefSeq, a predicted model, not a curated record